CAGCGUCCGAGGGCUUGUCCCGGAGCGUGGCAGCCAGAGGGCCGCGAGGGUCCCAGUCCGGCUGGAAGCGAGCGUCAGCGUGAAGCGUCCCCGAGGCUAGGACCAUGAACCGCAGCCGCCAGGUGACGUGCGUGGCCUGGGUCCGCUGCGGCGUGGCCAAAGAGACGCCAGACAAGGUAGAGCUUAGUAAAGAAGAAGUAAAACGUCUCAUUGCUGAAGCAAAGGAAAAAUUACAAGAAGAAGGUGGCAGUGAUGAAGAGGAGACAGGUGAUCCUUCAGAAGAUGGCAUGCAGAGUGCACGCACUCAGGCAAGACCCAGGGAGCCCCUGGAGGAUGGUGACCCAGAGGAUGAUAGGACACUGGGUGAUGACGAGCUGGCCGAGUACGAGUUAGAUAAAUACGAUGAGGAAGGCAACCCAGAUACUGAAACUCUUGGUGAAUCUCUCUUGGGUCUUACAGUCUAUGGGAGUAAUGAUCAAGAUCCAUAUGUUACUCUGAAAGAUACGGAGCAAUAUGAACGUGAGGAUUUCUUGAUUAAGCCUAGUGACAAUCUCAUAGUUUGUGGCAGAGCUGAACAGGACCAGUGCAAUUUAGAGGUACAUGUUUAUAAUCAAGAAGAAGAUUCUUUUUAUGUACACCACGAUAUACUGCUGUCUGCAUACCCGCUGAGUGUGGAAUGGCUGAAUUUUGAUCCUAGCCCAGACGAUUCUACUGGAAACUAUAUUGCGGUGGGAAACAUGACCCCCGUUAUUGAAGUGUGGGAUCUGGACAUAGUGGACUCUUUAGAACCAGUCUUCACACUUGGAAAUAAGCUGUCAAAAAAGAAGAAAAAGAAAGGAAAGAAGAGUUCCUCAGCAGAGGGGCAUACCGAUGCUGUUCUGGACCUUUCUUGGAAUAAGCUGAUCAGAAACGUGCUGGCAAGUGCAUCGGCUGACAGCACUGUGAUUCUGUGGGACAUGUCCUUGGGGAAGCCAGCAGCUAGCCUUGCUGUGCACACAGACAAGGUCCAGACUCUACAGUUUCAUCCAUUUGAAGCACAGACUCUGAUUUCUGGAUCAUAUGAUAAGUCAGUGGCUUUGUACGAUUGCCGAAGUCCAGAGGAAAGCAAUCGAAUGUGGCGAUUCAGUGGGCAGAUCGAGAGAGUGACUUGGAAUCACUUUUCCCCUUGUCAUUUCUUGGCCAGUACAGAUGACGGCUUUGUAUAUGAUUUGGAUGCACGUUCAGAUAAGCCCAUUUUUACACUUAAUGCACACAAUGAUGAAAUCUCUGGUCUUGAUCUCAGCAGUCAGAUCAAGGGUUGUCUUGUGACUGCGUCAGCGGACAAAUAUGUGAAGAUCUGGGACAUCUUAGGAGACAGGCCAAGUCUAGUUCACUCCAGGGACAUGAAAAUGGGAGUUCUCUUCUGUUCUGCCUGUUGCCCUGAUUUGCCAUUUAUUUAUGCCUUUGGGGGUCAGAAAGAAGGGCUUCGGGUGUGGGAUAUAAGCACCGUCUCUUCAGUAAAUGAAGCAUUUGGAAGACGAGAGAGGCUUGUUCUUGGUAAUACAAGAAAUUCAUCUAUUAGUGGCCCUUUUGGGAGCAGGAGCUCAGACACACCAAUGGAGUCUUAAUGAGGAUCAUACAAUUUCCUGUUUUGUUUACCUUAACUUGGAAUUUUAAAAAGCUGGCCUAAAAAUGUUCCAUGUGUAGCGACAGAAACAAAAUUCAUUUCCUACUGCCUGACAUUCCUCUCUGCAGCUGUGGUGGCAGAGCAGGGCCAGUCUCCGAGCUUGCUGUUCGAGCAUGUAUGUGUGAGCUUCCUGUUGCAGGUCUCCUUGGGAAGGGUAAUAAAAAAGGUUUUU
This is a messenger RNA of Molossus molossus (Pallas's mastiff bat), 1838 nucleotides long. RefSeq names its product PWP1 homolog, endonuclein (gene PWP1). NCBI's taxonomy places the organism in Eukaryota, Metazoa, Chordata, Mammalia, Chiroptera, Molossidae. Gene Ontology annotation, cellular component: nucleus. Gene Ontology annotation, molecular function: protein binding. The coding region runs from base 105 to 1607 and encodes 500 amino acids. Gene Ontology annotation, biological process: rRNA processing. The transcript is spliced from 15 exons. The record is from RefSeq and is a predicted model, not a curated record.